AAGGGCACCCAGACAAAUAAUUCUACUUCUUGCUGGGAUCCUGCCACUGUGGAGAGCCGGAGAAUAAGGGGAGCAAACCUCGGAAGAAUGUCUGGAGGCCAAAGAAAGAGGCGGGUUGGAAUUGUGGGCUACGGACAUCUCGGCCAGUACUUGGUGAAACGGCUCCAAGACGACGGCCUCCAGCAUGGCUUGGAGCUGGCCUUUGUUUGGAACCGGGACGCUGGGAAGUUGGAGCAGACGGUGCCGGCGGAGCUGCGGCUGGGGAAGCUCUCCGGUUUCUUGGAGCGCCGUGCUGACAUUGUUAUCGAAGUGGCACAUCCGUGCAUUGCCCAGAACUAUGGGGAGUCCUUUCUCCAAGCUGCGGAUUUCAUGGUGGGGUCACCAACAGCCCUGGCAGAUCUAGGUACAGAGCUGAAACUCCGCAAAGCUGGAAGACAGUCUGGACACACCCUCUACAUACCCAGUGGGGCUCUGUGGGGUGGCCAAGACAUCCAGAGGCUGGACGACGCUGGGAUGCUUCAGGCAUUAACAGUCACCAUGGUGAAACACCCUGAUAGCUUCCGGCUAGCUGGGCACCUAGGGGAGCUUGCCAAAGGAGCCUGGCAGGAGCGUGUGGUGCUGUACAAUGGCCCCGUGCGGAGGCUGUGCCCUCUGGCCCCCAACAACGUCAACACCAUGGCAGCUGCCUGUAUGGCCGCCCCUAGCCUGGGCUUUGAUGGUGUAAAAGGCUGCCUUGUAGCUGAUCCUAAUAUGCCAAGGUCACGGAGGUCGAGUCUAUCUCUGCUGAGCUUUAAGGUGCCUGUUUUCAAGAGGAUACGUGGAGGAUGUCUGUUGGUGCCGGAGGUUCAAUUACAGGGUGCACAGAAUGCAGGGAAAGGCAGCAACAAUUGAGCAAAGGAGACAUAUCUGUCCUUCCCGCCCUCCAUGCUUUCAGUCUAGCAACAAUAGAAACAUUGAGCUAGCAAUGCCUAGAGCUUCACCUCUGUCUCUUUCCGUAACUCAGCGUUCCUCAACCUGGUGCCCUCCAGAUAUGUCAGACUACAACUCCCAUUAUCCCAGCCACCAUGGUCAGGGACAAUUAGAGUUUGUUUGUUGGAUAAGUGUAUGUAACACCCAACUGACAGAUGUCCUUGGAGCAGUUUACAAUCAUAAACUUAAACGAAAACAUCUCCGAAACAAUAAAUGCAACAAUAAAAAUAUUUUUAAA
Elgaria multicarinata webbii is the source of this 1207-nucleotide messenger RNA. RefSeq names its product aspartate dehydrogenase domain containing (gene ASPDH). Gene Ontology annotation, molecular function: NADP binding; L-aspartate dehydrogenase [NAD(P)+] activity. The transcript is spliced from 7 exons. Gene Ontology annotation, biological process: NAD+ biosynthetic process. The coding region runs from base 88 to 891 and encodes 267 amino acids. The record is from RefSeq and is a predicted model, not a curated record. NCBI's taxonomy places the organism in Eukaryota, Metazoa, Chordata, Lepidosauria, Squamata, Anguidae.